Molecule: messenger RNA, 2055 nt
Organism: Aspergillus brunneoviolaceus CBS 621.78
Lineage: Eukaryota; Fungi; Ascomycota; Eurotiomycetes; Eurotiales; Aspergillaceae
Product: Zn(II)2Cys6 transcription factor
Exons: 7
Coding region: 1-2055 (684 amino acids)
Biological process (GO): positive regulation of transcription by RNA polymerase II
Cellular component (GO): nucleus
Molecular function (GO): transcription cis-regulatory region binding; zinc ion binding; DNA-binding transcription factor activity, RNA polymerase II-specific
Source: RefSeq, a predicted model, not a curated record
AUGACUGUUAUUAGCAUCGUGAUGUCCAACCGACACGGUCAAACCGCGAGGAAGCGGCCUCUACGGCUACCCAUUAUCGCUCCUAAGGACAUCAUCACUUCCCCGAACACCGCGCUCGAUCUUCCCGUGCCUAAGAAACCGUCUGCGAGACAACACCGUCUGCGCUUCCCACCCCGGUCCCGGACCGGUUGCUGCCACACAGUCAAGUGCGAUGAAGUCCAUCCUCAGUGCAAUCAAUGUGCUCGUCUAGGUCACAUCUGUGAUUAUCAACCCCGUCUGUGUUUCCGGGAUGAUACCCGCCGAGUGAUGGAGCGAAUGCCUGAUGUCAAAUUGAAGACCAGUGUAGUGUGGGAUUCCAGGACACGCGCCCCGACCGUCCCACUCACCUGCGAUAUGCUUCCUCCCUUCGUCAUGCUUGGUUCGGAUGAAGAGCGGGAACGAAAAGCUCAGUCAGCUGUCCCGGGGACGUAUCAUGUUGUUGCUAUUCCAGAGAGUUUCUCCCAGCUGCCAGAGUACAUGGGUGGGGCUGCAGAUGCAGAUCAAUCCACGGUCUCCCCGGGCUCGACGGUCAUUUCUGAAAGUGACCAGGUUGAGAACGACACGCGGGCCUGCGGACCAGAUGUAGUGAUUUUACAAAAAUUCCGUGACACAAGAAGGCCCCAGUACUUCCACCGAAGAAGUCCUUCGCAGUCCCCAGAAUCCGAGCCAGGCAGCUCAAUCUUGUCUGUUGCAUCAGGACCUGAACCAAUCUCCAAUUAUACAGGACCUGGUUGGCAGCAUGUUUCAGAUGAUCUCGACCUCGGGCAUUACGACUUCAUCCUCUUGAAUCAUUUCCGUCGUGUUGUCUGUGCACAAUUAUUAUGCGGUGUCGGUAUAGAUAAUGGUCAUGGCUUGACUGCUGAGCUUCUCGAGCAAGAGGCUGCCAGCUUUCCCCCGCUCUACCAUGCAUUGACAGCCAUAUCCGCACUCAGCCUUGCCCGCCAAGGCAACCAUCACAGCCUAGAUCCUUCUCAUUACUACCACCAAACGAUAUACACUUUACAAAGUAGAAUCCAGAGCAACGAAGAUCUCUUAUCAGAUGGGAGCUUCCUCUCACACUUCUUGCUACUCGUAUAUGAGGUCAUGGCUUGCAACGUCGCCAAUUCGAGCCUCUGGUCUCAUCACGUGUCCCAAUUACUUCAUAUCUCCUUACUUCGACAGUCGGCUCCCGGUGCAGAACCCUUCCCCUUUGUCGUCUGGUGGGUCUGCAACGUGGAUCUUUACGCCCUCCUCAGCGGUGCAGGUACAGGGGAGUAUGUAAGAGCCGUACUCAACCACCAGUUGCUCCUUGAUCUAAAGUCCCUCUUCCAUCCCAUCGGGCCGGAGGACUCGAGCCUACUCUAUGCCGACUAUGAUGAUAUAUCUACACUUUCGCGCCUAUACUAUGAUACCUUCAUACUAGCUAUACGCCUGGGGGUUAUUUCUGUUGAGCUAAGAAAGGCAAAGGCGCAGUUCUUUGACCCAAGGUUAAACUCACGUCAACAAGAACUUGGGCCUAUACGUGAAGCCUUGACUGGACUCUGGGAUCAUCCUGAGAUUCAGUAUAUGAUCCACAAUCAGGCCGGCCUUCCCAAGCGAUCGCACGAUAUGCUUCAGCAGAUUUCUAUCCUUUUUCACACUUGCCUCCUCUUCUCCUUUACGAGUGUAUAUCCUGGGCAACGACUUGGACCCAGUGCCGUGUCGGAGGAAAGCGUUCACCAUCACGCCACGAUGAUUAUCCAGAUGUCCUCAAUGCUUCUGAGCCGGGAUAGUCGGGGCGACAGGCCGUUCAUGGUCUUUCCUCUGUUCUUGUCAGGAGCAGUUGCUGCAUCGAGCAGUCUCAAAAUGAUGGCUCUGGAACUGCUUUCUGGACUCGAGGAGACAGACAUAAGAUCCAAUGCAGCAACGGCGUGCCAUAUCCUGCAAGUCAUUUACGAACGUCAAAUCCAGCAUUCGAGCUGUGGUGAGCAUACACUGGGGUUUAGUUGGGUCGAAGUGUUAGUAGAGCAUGGGCUGCAACUGGUCAGUUACAAAUGA